GACCAGAUCUUCUGCUAGACAUGGUUGAACAGUUGCUGGGUAUCCCACCAGAAUGAAGGAAAGGGAAUGCUUUGUCUUCGAGAUACUAAUUAGCUGAUUCAAAUUUGGUCCAAAGACUCAGUUUUUUGCACUAAUAGGAGCCUCUCUGGACAAUCAGUGCAGCAACUAGAUGGAGCAGAGGAAGGGCCAGAGAUUAGUGCUUUUUCCUUUUCCCUUCCAAGGCCACAUAAAUCCCAUCAUUCAGCUGGGAAAUAUUCUCCAUUCCAAGGGUUUCUCCAUCACCAUAAUCUGCACCAACUUCAACUCUCCCAACCCUUCAAAUUACCCCGACUUUGACUUCCAUUUCAUCAAUGAAAACUUAUCUGAAGAUGAAAAAUGUAAUCCCAAUAUUGUGGCUCUUAUUCAACUGAUUAAUGUUAGAUGUGCACAGCCUCUCCGUGAUUGCUUGGCUGAGUUAUUGUCUAAUGUUUCGAAGGAGCCUAUUGCAUGCUUGAUCUCGGAUUUUGCUUGUCACUUUACUCAAGCUGUUGCAGAUGAGCUUAAGCUGAAGAGGAUAGUCAUGAGGACUGGUGGAGCGACCUCCUCUUCUGCUUAUGCUGCAUUUCCUCUUUUGAGGGAGAAGGGAUACCUUCCUUUACAAGAUUCUCAAUUAGAGAAGUUGGUGGUAGAGCUUGCACCUCUCAGGGUCAAAGACCUUCCCCUCCAUGACUCAUGUGCCCCUGACGAAUAUUAUCAAUUAGUAGAUGACAUGGUCAAUAUGACGAGGACCUCUUCAGGAUUCAUAUUAAAUAGCUUUGAGGAUCUUGAGCAACCUGCCCUGGCUACACUACGCCAGGAAUUUGGCAUCCCAGUUUUUCCAAUUGGUCCAUUUCAUAAACGCUUUCCAGCCUCUUUGAGUAGCUUAUUAACCCAGGAUCAAAGCUGUAUUUCUUGGCUAGACAAACAAGGACCCAGAUCAGUUGUUUAUGUCAGCUUUGGAAGUUUGACAGCGGUUUAUGAAAUGGAACUUUUAGAGAUAGCUUGGGGCUUAACCAACAGCAAGCAGCCCUUCCUGUGGGUGGUUAGGCCUGGAUCAACCAUCAACUCUGACUGGCUUGAAGCAAUGCCAAAAGGGUUCCUGGAAGCUUUGGAUGAAAGGGGAUGCAUAGUCAUGUGGGCUCCACAACAGGAAGUGUUGGCUCAUCCAGCAAUUGGGGCAUUUUGGACUCACAAUGGUUGGAAUUCAACGUUGGAGAGCAUAUGUGAAGGGGUUCCCAUGAUUUGUAUGCCUUUUUUCAUGGAUCAAAGGGUUAAUGCCAGAUAUGUAACCGAGGUUUGGGGAGUUGGUGUGCAAUUGGAGAAGCGGGAGAGAGGGAUGAUAGAGAGAGUCAUAAAAGGAGUAAUGAUGGAGGAAGAGGGGGAAGAAAUAAGAGGCAGAGCAUUGAUCUUAAAGGAGAAGGCAACUCAAUGCCUCCAUGAAGGUGGUUCUUCAUAUCAGUCACUGGAUAGCUUGGUUAGUCACAUUUCAUCACCAUAAUCGUUUAUUUUUCAUGCUGAAUUAUUGUUAUCCAUGAAGUACUCUAUUUCAAGUGGUAUUCUAUGUUGAGAUUUGCGUGGUCGAAUUUGAAUACAGAGAUGAAUAAAAUCAUUGGAAGCAC
Messenger RNA from Rubroshorea leprosula, 1637 nucleotides. The record is from the annotation of a GenBank genome assembly. NCBI's taxonomy places the organism in Eukaryota, Viridiplantae, Streptophyta, Magnoliopsida, Malvales, Dipterocarpaceae.